Messenger RNA from Nymphaea colorata (pocket water lily), 1728 nucleotides. RefSeq lists its product as uncharacterized. The transcript has 15 exons. The record is from RefSeq and is a predicted model, not a curated record. Bases 307 to 1437 code for a protein of 376 amino acids. NCBI's taxonomy places the organism in Eukaryota, Viridiplantae, Streptophyta, Magnoliopsida, Nymphaeales, Nymphaeaceae.
CAAAACCGUGAAGAGUUAUUUAUUUCAUCCGUCGAUUUACUUACGACAAUUUUUUUUAUUUAUUUCUCUUCUUCCCCCACUCUUUUUGGGUUUUUGCCUUCUUUUCAUUUUCUUUCGAAAGCCCGAUGAUCCCCCACUCUCUCUCAUGCUUCAGUUAAAGAGAGAGCUCUCGAGAUGGUGGAGAGUGGAAGACGCUUAGAUCUUCUCACCGAUUUCUUCGCAUUUCUCUCGGCGCCUUGAAUCUUAUAUUAUCCUCCUUGUUCCUUCCUCGUCCUUUUUCCAUCUGCUGUUUUUCAUUUCGGAGCAAUGCAGGCGACAAAUCAACCUGGAUUCGGCAUUGGAGAGUUCGCUUUUGCGGAUGAGGGGAACCUGGAGCACUGCGUCAAAUAUCUGAACCAGACGUUGGUCACCUUCGGCUUUCCGGCGUCUCUCGACUUGUUUGCGAACGAUCCUGUUUCAAUUGCUCGGACGUGCAACUGUAUACACGCGCUGAUCCAGCAAAGGCAACGUGAUAUAGAGUUCAGGGAAUCAGCGAGUGACCAGAGGCAGAGAUUACUGUCAGAUAUAUCGAGAUUAGAAGCUAAGGUUGAGAGGCUUGAGGCCCAGUUGACUGCCAAGGACCGAGAGAUAGCCUCUUUGACACGCACAGAAGCUAAGGCAGCAGCCACUUUUAAGGCCCAAAUUGAGAAGUUGCAACAAGAGCGUGAUGAAUUUCAACGGAUGGUUAUUGGCAAUCAGCAAGUGCGCACUCAGCAAAUACAUGAAAUGAAAAAGAGGGAGAAGGAGUAUGUGAAAUUGCAGGAAAGGUUAAAUCAAGUCUUGAUGGAAAGAAAGAAAGAGUCUAGGUCAGGCAUGGAAAUAAUGAACCUACUUCAGAAAGAGGGCCGACAGCGAGGAACAUGGAAUGGGAAGAAAGCUGAUAACGAUUUCUAUAAAAUGAUGGUUGAUGCAUACGAGGUGAAGAAACAAGAGUUGAUGGCAGAGAAUGCUGAUCUUCGAGCCUUGUUGCGUUCGAUGCAGAUGGAUAUGCGUGAGUUCUUGAAUGCCCCAAAUGGACUAUCCAAGCCAAAAACUGCUGUUAAUGAAAGUGCUGAUGCUCAGUCUCCACCAACGCCAUUAGGUGGUCGAACGGAUGUUUUCAAUCUACCCUUUCACAUGGCCAGAGAUCAAAUUGAGGAGAGCCUGCGAACCAAAAUGGUUUCCAUAAAGGAACGCAUGGUUCAACUUCAAGAUGCUCAAAAAGUUGCAGAGGUCAGUUCUGAAGCAAGUGAACGAGAACUGGAGCUUGAAGCUCAACUCGUUGAGGCUAGAAGCAUCAUUCAGGAGCAAGCUUCUAUCAUGUCCAAGCAUCUUGCAAAAUCUGAGAAGCCCAGGAGGGUGAAUGGUCACCUAGAUAUUGAAAGAGAAUCAAUCCUGACAGCUGAUGCAGAGGUUUAGGUGGCACCGGACAACUUGCUUCAUUGAAACUCGUUGAAGCUUUGCGUAACCUGCAAGAUGUAUUACUCCCCAACAUUACCCAAAUCGGUCCUGGCUGAAGAAUUGUUCUCUGAUUCUGCUUCGGCAAGAAAGCACGAUCGUGUUGCCAGUCCAACGAUGUAAUUGCCUUUAUUUUGAUGGCCUGGAAAUUUUAAAAAUGUAACGAGUGAUGGAUGAUGCUUAUGUUGUCUACCUGUUCACCUUUUGUACCUUUGUUGGUUAAUACCAUUAGAAGUGAAAAUGGUUUCCGUC